ACAAUUGUUUGUUUCUAAAAUAAUAAUAUUAUUUUUAAAAACCAGUACGGUGGGAUCGGGUAGCCACAAGUCUACAAGAAUUAUUAGAAAUUAAAAACAAUAAAAUCACUUUUAAAUAUACGCUUCGUUGCGAACCUGUGGAUAGCAGGUAUAAACCAGUGCAGUCCAAACAAGCACAGUAAGGAAGUUUUAUACGUAAGCAGGAAAUGAAGUGUUCGACUUGCCAAGACAAAUUGAAAAAUGUAGAUCUAGUAGUACAAUGGUAUCAGACAAAAUCGAUGGUCAACGGAUAUGGGAAACAGGACUUUGAGUUUUCGCCUGAUCGUUCGGCUAGCAGAGGACAACUAAGACAAGCGAUUGUUUCUAAAUUCAACGCACUCAAAUGCGGUUAUCUUUUCGGUGCGCAUAGUCAUUUUUCGCUGAUCAGAAACGUUUUUCUGGACGAAUACUCUGAUCGCAUGAAAAACAUUUCCGACCGCAGUGCAAUAUCAUUUUCAACGGAAACUGAAAACAUAUUCCGCUCCUUGUUUAAUGCAAAAGGCGUGCAAAUGAAUGAGAUAUGGUCGGUCGUCCGGUUCGCCACCAAAAUAGAGUACUACCUCCGCCAUUGGGAAGAUCGACACUUUAUGCGUGAAAAUAACAAGAAAAUGUUGCAGGCCCGAGAUUUCUUCGUUUGGCAACUAGAAACGUAUUUAGAAGCAAAUUGUACAGUUGGUAAUUUUUUCAACAUGAAAUCCAAUACUUGUUUGCAUUAUAAAUCCGUAGAAGAUCAAUUAAAGGAUAAUUAUUCACACGAGCUCGCAUUAUUCGCGGCAAGUGUCAACAAAGGUAUACUCAACCAGUUGUCCAACCAUAACUUUGUAAACGGUCUCCGUUACUUGGACAACCAUGAUAUUACUUUUACCGACUUGGAGGACGUGAUGUAUUACAUUUUCAAAGAAGAUUCUCCAGAAUUAGAAAGAUGUGGUCGAGUAAUCCUUGGACGGGACGAUUGGUAUAAAUGGGCUACAACUACAAAUUCGCAAAUAAAACGCAUUGACGACAACGGUUUAGCGUCCGAAGUGGCUUUCGGAAAAUAUAACCUAAUGAUGUUGGACGUGCACAAAAUGUGUAUGCUUCGAAUCACUUGGCUGAGUAUGACUCGUAUAGAUUCAAUAGGAAAAACGCGUACCGAAGAAAAUCCCAUUAACGGUAAUAAUUAUGUUCGCCAAAUAAAUCCGAUCAUAGCAAAAUUCAUUAGCUUGUUAAAUUUAAGCCACGACGAUUUCUUUUAUCAAUUAAACGACUUUUUUAGUUCUGAUCCGACUAGUUAUAUAAGAAACAAAGAUGCUGUGAUGGAAGAAAUUGCGCAUCAGCAUAAUUUGAUUUCAAUAGCGUUGGGCAUAUCUCCUAUAAACGAUCGUGUGCCCGACGGUGGUAUAGGCAUACGUAGUUCCGAGGCAAUAAGUUUACUUAAUAGUACAAACCAUGGAAGUAUUAAACUAGAUCAUGGAAAAACUGGUAUACCAGAUGAUAAACUGAAAGAGCUCAUCGCGAUUGCAAAUGAGUUGAACAAGGAAAUUAACUACCAUAGAUCCAGCAAUCCCGUUAAAUAUAAACUGUUUCAUUCGUUCAUGAAGUUUAUUGAAGACAAAUCUGGACGCAUCGAACAGUUUUUACUAGAAAAAAAACCCGAAAAACAACUUAUAAAGCUUUCGUUCGAUUGA
Adelges cooleyi (spruce gall adelgid) is the source of this 1706-nucleotide messenger RNA. RefSeq lists its product as uncharacterized. The transcript is spliced from 2 exons. The record is from RefSeq and is a predicted model, not a curated record. The coding region runs from base 207 to 1706 and encodes 499 amino acids. Lineage: Eukaryota; Metazoa; Arthropoda; Insecta; Hemiptera; Adelgidae.